AAAUCCCCCCGGUACAGACCUCCAGAAACUCAGUCACCGUGAUCAGGGGAAGACCUCUGAGCUGCUGGACGAGAAGAUUCCUACUGAAGAUGGGCUGUGACGAGAAGCGAGAGCCCGUUGGCGGCAGACUGCGGGUCCAGGACAUUCCGGCCCUCAACCAGGACCACUGCCGCAUGCGGGAUCCCGCCAAGGUGGAGCGCAUCAUCAACGAGUUCGUCUUCGGCGGACCGGAGCGCAUGCAGAUAGUCUCGGACUUUGACUACACUAUCACCAAGCAGCGCACCGAGGACGGCGGGGCGGUGCCCUCCAGUUUCGGGAUCUUCAAUGCCUGCCAGUCGCUGCCGGAGAACUUCAAGGCGGAGACGGACAAGCUGUACCACAAGUACCGGCCCAUCGAGAUUGAUCCGCACAUGCCCAUUGCCGAAAAGGUGCAGUACAUGAUCGAGUGGUGGACCAAGUCGGGCGAGCUGACCAGCGGCUUCCCCUUCGACCAGUCGGAAAUAGAUCAGAUAGCCAGCAAGUAUAAGCAUGCGCUACGUGACCGCACCCACGAGUUCUUCGCGGACCUGCAGCGCCUGGGCAUUCCCACGCUGGUCUUCUCCGCCGGCCUGGGCAACUCGGUGGUCUCGGUGCUCCGCCAGGCCAACGUCAUGCAUCCGAAUGUCAAGGUGGUGUCCAAUUUUCUACAGUUCAGGGAUGGCCUGCUGGAUGGCUUCCAGCAGCCGAUGAUUCACACCUUUAACAAGAACGAAACCGUGCUGGAUGGCAGCGAUUACUACGAUCUGGUGCACACCAGGGACCACAUCAUCGUCAUGGGCGACUCCAUUGGGGAUGCGGACAUGGCCUCCGGGGUGCCAGCCUCCUCGCACAUCAUGAAGAUCGGCUUUCUGUUCGAUCACGUCGAGGCCAACAUGGAGAAGUAUAUGAACACCUUCGACAUCGUCCUCGUGGAUGACCAGACCAUGGAUGUGCCCAGGACUCUGCUUGCCCUCAUCGAGAAGCAGCACCAGCUGAACCUGCAGGCUGCCCAGCAGAGCUCGCUUUAGUUAUCCCAGGCUUAUAUUCUCUGAAAUGUACUCGUGGCCGCUCCUGCUCUCUCAUUAGCAGGCUAGUUGCUAACUGGAAAACAACAGAAGCUACUAAUUAGGUGGUUUAGGUUUAAACAUUUUACUCAUCUUUACGAACGAAUGUGUAUUUCAUGAACUCAAAUCAUAUUAAAGACAACGUUGUGCUUUGCAUACGAAAA
Messenger RNA from Drosophila takahashii, 1246 nucleotides. RefSeq names its product cytosolic 5'-nucleotidase IIIB (gene cN-IIIB). Gene Ontology annotation, cellular component: cytoplasm. The record is from RefSeq and is a predicted model, not a curated record. Gene Ontology annotation, molecular function: 5'-nucleotidase activity; magnesium ion binding. NCBI's taxonomy places the organism in Eukaryota, Metazoa, Arthropoda, Insecta, Diptera, Drosophilidae.